AUGGACAGGCCGAUACCUGCAUUCUAUGCUUGUUAUCUGCUUCGUUCGACAGUCCGCCACCAGAAUCUCUAUGUUGGAAGCACGCCACAUCCCGUCCGACGUUUGAAGCAACACAAUGGGAUCGCCAAAGGCGGAGCUGUGAGAACAUCCAAGAACACGCUACGACCAUGGGAAAUGACUUGCCUUGUCACCGGAUUUCCUUCAAAAAUUGCUGCAUUGCAAUUUGAAUGGGCAUGGCAAAACACACACCAGACACGACAUAUUGCUCCAGAUGAGCGCAUUACUCAAGCCAACACAAAACAAAGAUUUUCACCACGGACUGGCAAGGUACGCAAGCGCACAGGACGACCUCGUAUGUCAAUGCACGACAAACUUGCCAAUCUUCAUAUCUUGCUAAGAGCAAAGAGUUUCGAACGUUGGCCAUUACAAGUUAAGUUCUUUGCCGAAGAUGUGUACAAAAUGUGGCACAGAUGGACCGUCAACAUGCCUGAAGUCAUUCGUCAGGGUAUUGAAGUUGAGAUGGAUGAAUCGGUUUUACAAAACACAGCACCCGAAGAGGACCUCUCAAACCCCGUUGGCAUCCAUAAGAUCGACCCUACUUAUCAACACAUGAAGACCUUUUUAGAAAAGAGCCGAAGACUGCUAGUCGUACCGAAUAACAAUUGCGUCAUUUGUUGCUCUUCUCUCGAUGCAACAAAAGAAAUGGCGCUUGUAUGUUUCAGCCAGGAAUGCAACUCAAUCUUCCAUGUCGGAUGUUUAUCGAGUCAUUUCCUCAAGGGUGAAUAUGGCGCUGAAGGCGCGAUUGUCCCAACACAUGGGCAUUGCCCAUCUUGCGAAUCAAGCCUGGACUGGACCGACCUUGUGAAGGAUUUGAGCUUGCGCAUCCGUGGCGAAAAAGAAGUCACAGCUCUGUUCAAAGAGCCAAAGCGUCGUAAAAAGAACGUCAAAGAGAGUGCAAAGAGCGCUGCCGUUGUCGAUGAGGAUGAAGCGGAGGAACCUGACGUUUUGGCAAAUGAAAGUGACCUCGAGGUGGAUUUUGACGACGUCUUGCUGCAGUCAGACUAUGAAGACGUUGAUCAGAUGCAAGCAACACCUUCCGGCGAUGAUGAUGAGUGGAAGCUGGUCGACAAGUUGAACGAACAGGACACACCCCGCGUCGUCGUUUCGGCAAGCUCUUCAGCCGCCAAAGUGCGAAAAGCAGUCAUCGAAGACAGCGACUGGGAUGAAGCUGAGGUCAUCGAAUGA
Aureobasidium melanogenum CBS 110374 is the source of this 1245-nucleotide messenger RNA. RefSeq lists its product as uncharacterized. Gene Ontology annotation, biological process: double-strand break repair via homologous recombination. Lineage: Eukaryota; Fungi; Ascomycota; Dothideomycetes; Dothideales; Saccotheciaceae. The coding region runs from base 1 to 1245 and encodes 414 amino acids. Gene Ontology annotation, molecular function: 5'-flap endonuclease activity; crossover junction DNA endonuclease activity. The transcript has 2 exons. Gene Ontology annotation, cellular component: Slx1-Slx4 complex. The record is from RefSeq and is a predicted model, not a curated record.